AUGGUUAGCAAGGAAGUCCACGGUGCACUCGCCGCCUUCGUCGCCGAGCGAGACUGGGUGCAGUUCCACACUCCGGAGAACCUUGCCAAGAGUGUCGUCGUCGAAGCCGGCGAGCUCCUCGAGAUCGCCCAGCUUGAUUUCUCCAAGGAUGCCGUCACGACGUGGAGAGCCCAUGACGAGAGACACAGCAACUGGCCUGUCGUGUACGUGUUGGACGAUGGCCGCGGCACCGCCCGGGCAAGUUCGAGCCAGCUGAGGGACAUCUACGUUGGGGAGUCGCUUAAUGCAGCUGGCCGACUGCGGCAGCACCUCGAAACGCCUGCAAAACAGCAUCUCAAGAACAUCCACGUCAUCUUCGAUGAAAGAUUCAACAAGUCGGUCUGCCUUGAUUUAGAAUCCUACCUCAUCAAGAUGCUGGCCGGUGACGGUGCCAGCCGAGUGCUCAACCGGAACAACGGCAUCACCGAAUCCAGAUACUUCCAACGCGAGUCAUAUCGCGAGGGCUUCCGCAACAUUUUCGAGCGACUUCGAGCCAAUGGCGUCUUCACGCGGGGUCUUCAUGAGAUCGAAAACAGCGAUCUGUUCAAGUUGUCACCGUUUAAGGCAUUGACAGACGAUCAAGCAGCUUCGGUCGAGGAGAUUGUCAAGGGCCUCCUUGCUGAUCUCGAGAGCGGCACCGACAGCAUGAUCGUGAUCCAGGGCGAUCCGGGCACCGGCAAAACGGUGGCGGCCAUAUACUUGAUCAAGCUGCUCGUCGACAUCCAGACUUUCACCACACUCGAAGAUUGGACAGCGACGCGCGUCGUGCCACAGCAGUCGCUGCGAUCUUCCAUCAAAGCUGUCUUCAAGAAAACGCCUGGACUCCAGCCCUCUAUGGUCAUGACGCCUUUUGACGUGGGACAGGCAGAUGGAAUCUUCAGCCUGCUGCUCGUCGAUGAGACUCAUCGGCUCAGUCAACGUGCCAACCAACCUUCAGGAGUGCUCAACGCCAAGUUUGCAACCAUCACGAGAGAGCUUUUUGGCGGCGACGACACCAGCAAGACCCAACUGGACUGGAUACGGGCCAAGAGCCGGCAUCAGAUAUUCCUGCUGGACGCAGCGCAGAGUGUCCGCCCGGCCGACCUGCCGUCGGAGUUGCUGUCGGGCCUGGUGGCCGACGCUCGUGCGUCGAGACGGCACUUCCAACUCCGGACGCAGAUGCGCGUGCGGGCGGGAUCCGACUUUGUGUCCUACGUCCGCUGGAUUCUUGACCCUCGUCCUCUCUCGCUUCCGCGGAUGCGACGCGAUUUCGGGGACUAUGACUUCCGCACCUUUGAAUGCGUCGCGCACAUGCGAGACGAAAUCUUCCAGCGCGAUGCAGAGGUGGGUCUUGCACGGAUGGUCGCCGGCUACGCGUGGGAGUGGAAGACGAAGAAGGACAAGACGGCGUUCGACAUCGAGAUCGGCGAUACGCAACUCUGCUGGAACAGCACAGCCACCGACUGGAUCUCCUCCAGCAACGCGCUCAAGGAAGUGGGAUCAAUCCACACGGUGCAGGGCUACGACCUGAACUACGUCGGCGUCAUUAUCGGUCUGGACCUGCGGACCUACUCGGACGAUGACCUGUUGCGGUUCAUCACACAGAUCUAUGCCGUGCUUAUGACGCGCGGGAUCCGGGGGACGUAUGUGUACGCAUGCGAUCAUGGGUUGCGGGAGUAUCUUAAAGGUCUCAUUCCAUUCCAUUCGUGA
Messenger RNA from Sodiomyces alkalinus F11, 1728 nucleotides. RefSeq lists its product as hypothetical. The coding region runs from base 1 to 1728 and encodes 575 amino acids. The record is from RefSeq and is a predicted model, not a curated record. NCBI's taxonomy places the organism in Eukaryota, Fungi, Ascomycota, Sordariomycetes, Glomerellales, Plectosphaerellaceae. The transcript has 4 exons.